Erigeron canadensis is the source of this 510-nucleotide messenger RNA. Its product is annotated as leucine-rich repeat receptor protein kinase HPCA1-like. The transcript is spliced from 3 exons. NCBI's taxonomy places the organism in Eukaryota, Viridiplantae, Streptophyta, Magnoliopsida, Asterales, Asteraceae. Gene Ontology annotation, molecular function: protein kinase activity; ATP binding. Gene Ontology annotation, biological process: protein phosphorylation. The coding region runs from base 1 to 459 and encodes 152 amino acids. The record is from RefSeq and is a predicted model, not a curated record.
AUGGUACUUAAGUUUGCAGGCCUUACAUAUGAAAUUUUACAAACAGGGAAGGCGGGUAUUAGGUUGAACUGGAUGGGAAGGCUUAGGCUAGCUCUUGAUUCUGCCAAAGGCCUGACAUACUUGCAUGAGCUUGCUAACCCUGCCAUCAUACAUAGAGUUAUAAAAUUAAAUCACAUUCUGCUGGAUGAUCAUUUGAAUGCUAAAGUUGUUGAUUUUGGUUUGUCGAAACUAUUGGGAGAUGAUGGAAAAGGCUACAUUUCUACUCAAGUGAAGGGAACACUGGGUUACAUGCAUCCUGAAUAUUACAUGACCCAACAAGUAACGGACAAGGGUGAUGUCUAUAGUUUUGGAGUAGUACUUUUCGAGUUAUUAACUGCAAGAUCUCCAAUACAAAGAGGUAAAUAUAUCGUGAGACAGGUUAGUGAGGUGUUCGUGUUGGAGUGUGAUCAUGUUAAAUAAUAAACGCAUGUCCGGAAAUAAUUGAAGCCUACGGGGUUACACGAAAUGACA